Messenger RNA from Rhodamnia argentea, 2723 nucleotides. RefSeq names its product YTH domain-containing protein ECT4. The record is from RefSeq and is a predicted model, not a curated record. Gene Ontology annotation, biological process: mRNA destabilization. Gene Ontology annotation, cellular component: cytoplasm. The transcript has 8 exons. Gene Ontology annotation, molecular function: mRNA binding. Lineage: Eukaryota; Viridiplantae; Streptophyta; Magnoliopsida; Myrtales; Myrtaceae. The coding region runs from base 292 to 2388 and encodes 698 amino acids.
AGGUGCUCUCGCACACAUUCACACCUCCCCGUACUCGUCUCAGGCAUCUCUCUCUCUCUCUCUCUCUCUCUCUCUUCUCUCCUUGGCGCUCGCGUUCAUGGUGAUUCCCUAGGGUUCUUUGUUUUGCUCUCGGCGGGGAAAUCUUUGGCGGAAGAUGUCGCUGAAGCUCCGAAUCUUCGUCGAUUCCUCCAUCUCCGGCCUCCAGGGAGCUUCUAGGUCGAGCAUGGCCUGAUUUUGCCCCGCCCCCCCAACUUUUUCCUCCGCUCUCUGGUAGCAGGUGGCAGUUCUGGGAUGGAUAUGCACAAUAUCAAUGAGCAUGGGAAUGCAGAAACUUAUCUGAUUCAAAAUACUGAAACAAAUCAGCUGAUUGCAAGUCCACAAUUCGAACGAGUAGAAAGCAUGUAUAAUGAAGGACCCCCUGAGUUUCUUGUUGAUCAGGGGAUGUAUUAUCCUACUGCCAACUAUGGUUAUUAUUGUACAGGAAUUGGAACACCUAAUGAUUUGGAGGACCAUAAUAGAGUUUUUGGUAUAGAUGGUCCUGAUGUCCAAUAUACUGGUGUACAAUCUGAAAGUUUGCCUUAUGUAUAUUAUUCGCCUAGCUAUGGAUAUGCAGAGUCUCCAUACAACCCAUACAACCCUUACAUACCUGGUGCUAUGAUAGGUGUUGAAGGCCCAUUUGUGGGGGCCCAACAGUAUUACCCUUUAUCCCCUUAUCAUAAUUCUGUUUCUUCACCUGCCUAUAUUCCCAUUCUUGUUCAACCGGAUGUCAAUUCCCCUGAAGCCUUGUCAAACCCUGGGGCUGGGACUAUCUCUAGACAUGAUGCAAGAGGUUUAAAAAAUAACGUUGGCUCUGCAUCAACAACCUUCAGUAGGAACUCUACUAAAAAUUCUUCCAAUCCAGCGAAUUCUCAGAACAGGCCUUUGGAAGUUACAAGAGAGAAUGUUGGUCAAGGAAAACCAGCUGUCACCUAUGGAAGCGUUUCUUCUGCAAGUGUUUCAAAUUCUACUUCGUCACGAGUAUUUCAGGGUAGAACCACAUCCAACACCAUUCAGCAUGUAGAUAAUAACUUUAGUGGCAAGGUUCCGUCUCACCGUAACCAGCUAAAGGUUGGUUAUUCUGACUUUGGUUCAAGUGCUUAUGGAUGGGGUGCAGUGGAAAAACCUCGACCAAGAUUACAUCUUGGCAGAGUGCAGGAAAAUGCUAGUGGCCCUUUAGAUGCUCAGGGUGAACAAAAUAGGGGUCCUCGAACCAACAGAUCUAAAAGUCAGCUGGCUGUUAGGGCAUACACAGCCAAGGCAGGAGAUAGUAAUGAACAAGGGAUCAUCAUUAUUGAUGGCGACCAGUAUAAUAAAGAUGAUUUCUCUGUUGACUAUGAGGAUGCCAAGUUCUUUGUGAUAAAGUCAUACAGUGAGGAUGACGUGCACAAGAGCAUAAAGUAUAGUGUUUGGUCAUCUACUCCCCAUGGAAACAAGAAGCUGCAGAGUGCUUAUGACGAUGCACAGAAGAUAGCUGCAGUGAGAACUAAAAGCUGCCCUAUCUUCUUAUUUUUCUCAGUUAAUGCCAGUGGGCAAUUCUGUGGCGUGGCAGAGAUGCUUGGACCAGUGGAUUUUCACAAGGAUAUGGACUUUUGGCAACAAGAUAAAUGGAGUGGCAGCUUUCCUGUCAAGUGGCACAUCAUUAAAGAUGUGCAAAAUACUGCCUUUAGGCAUAUCAUCUUAGAGAACAAUGAAAACAAGCCAGUCACUAAUAGCAGGGAUACGCAAGAGAUUAUGCAUAAGCAGGGUCUGGAGAUGCUUAAAAUAUUCAAGAAUCAUAGCUUGAAGACUUCUUUGCUGGAUGACUUUAUGUACUACGAAAAUCGGCAGAAAAUGAUGCAGGAAGAGAGAGCUACGCUACUAGUGAGGAGUUUUCACCCUACAUUUGCCAUACCUACCUUAGAAGCUCCACGGAGAUUGUUUAAUAUUGUCAAUGAGCCCCAACGCGAAGGGAAAGUUAUUGAGCCGAAAGAUUUAAACAUUGCAAGGAAGAAUCCUAUGUCGGAUACUGAGCAGGUCUUUCUAAAUAGCAAUGCUGGUGGAAGUGCUACUAAUGUAAGAUCUGACGAGCAGAAAUGGUUGGAACACAAAGAUGAUGGAAUAUCUACUCUGAAGAUUGGUUCACUCACCAUCAACCCAAAGCAGGCUGAUCAGGUAUCUGUGGGCAGUGCCUCUGGAGCUGCCAAAGUCGAAACUGUGCAAGCAGAAGUCCUCACUGUCGGUUCAAUGCCUGUUAAAGUUAAUGGAUUCAACGAAUCUUCGAGUUCUUUAACUGUGGGGACAAUUCCACUUGAUCCCAGAGCGCUCCUGGCAGAAAGAGAAGGUGCUUCUAAAGGCAGUCCGCAAAAAUGAUACACAGAUUUUCACGAUUUGAAAAAUUUUACCCUCUAGGAGCAUGCCUACAUGGUUGCCAUUGUCAUGAGCCCCGAUGCAUUCAGUGUCCUGAUUAUUGCUGAUCAUUGCUGACUAUUGAAGUGUCCGUUUCAGAUUGUUCUCGUUGUUUUAUUAGCCACCGUUUCAUUUGCUGUCAGUUAAAUUGUAUUGGUCCGAAGUCUAAUUGAUGUUCUGGGUCUUUUUGGUGGGGGGUUGGUUCUUGCUUCAGAAUCAUGUGGGGACGAAUCCUUUCGCUUCUUUAAAGCUUCUUUCUAACAAUAUAUCAAAAGAUACAACAGAUUUUCUUUUCUUCG